GAAAAAGAGAAGCAAAUCGCGUCUUCUUUCUUUUCUUGAGUUUUGUCAUAUUUUUUAUUUUUAUAAUUUGGGAAAAUGGGGAACUGCAUGGAGAGAUGUAGACGAGAAGGAAUGCAAGGAAAGACAAAGGUAAGAGAAAAUGCAAAAGAGUGUUUCAGACUUGAUGAUGAAGAUGGUCACGAUGGAAUGAAGGUGAAGAUAGUGCUUACAAGACAUGAAUUGGAUAUGUUUUUGCUUCAGAUGAAUAAGAAUCAUGAUGGGAACUUGAUGAUGACCAAAGAUGUUAUGGGAGAGCUAGAGAAGAGGAUCAUACAAGCAAAAUCAUCGUUAUUAUCAUCACCAUCAUCGAUGUCAUGGGAACCAUCUUUAGAGAGCAUCAUGGAGUGCCCCGAAGUCCAAGAGAUGGAUAGAUGAGGAUAAUGCUAAAGAUAGGAUCUAUGAAAAUAAGGAUGACUAUAUGUUAUCAUAGAGAUGUAAAGCAUUGUCUUAUAAUCACGGUCAUCCGUGACAUUUUUGUAUCACUUCAUAUUUAUAGGUAGAUUAUUUGUUAGACGAGGUGUUCGGAUCUACAUCUAGAUUCUAGUCAGCCGAUAUUCGUUGUUAAGCGGAAAUAAAAAGAUUCAAGAA
This is a messenger RNA of Eruca vesicaria subsp. sativa (arugula), 627 nucleotides long. Lineage: Eukaryota; Viridiplantae; Streptophyta; Magnoliopsida; Brassicales; Brassicaceae. The record is from the annotation of a GenBank genome assembly.